AUGGGCACCGAGCGGGCCGGGAGCCGCUUCUACGUAGCUGUGCCCCAGUCACUGCGCGCCGAGGGUCACCGAGAUCGCUCUCCCGUCCAGCGAGACGGCAUCAGCAGUUCGCUUUCCCAGCACCGGGGCAGGAUCGGACAGAUCGUCCCAGAACAGGGAGCGGCCUGGCGAGCAGUCGUUUCCCCGGCACCGGGGCGCUGUUUGUUACGCAGAUGUUCCCCAGCACACGCGGGAGGCGGUGUCGGGUGCGAGGCAGAUCGCGUUUUCCCCGCAGCCACCGGGGAGGCGGGCCCGUCAGCAGAGUCGUUUCCCCAGGCCACCGGGAGCGCCUCGCAGACCGUAGUUUCCCCCAGCCGACCGGGAGGCGGCCUCGAGCAGACGUUUUCCCGCAGCCACCCCCGGGAGACAGCCUCAGCCAGAUCUGUUUUCCCCCAGCCACCGGGAGCGAGCCUCGGCAGACCGUUUUCCCCAGCCACGACCGCGCAGCCUCAGCACGAUUUCAGAACGGGGCCAGAUCGCUUUUCACCCAGCACGGGAGCGGCCUCAGCAGAUCGCUUUCCCACAGCCACCGGGGAGACGGCCUCAGAGAUCGUCCCCAGCCACCGGGAGCGAGUGCAGCGAGUCGCGUAUAUCCCCGCCACGGGGCGAGCGCCUAGCAAUCGUUUUCCCCAGCCACCGGGAGGACGGCCUCAGCAGAUCGUUUUCCCCCAGCCACCGGGAGCGGCCUCAGCAAGAUCGUUUCCCCACACGGAAGCGGCCUACAGGCGAUUCGUUUUCCCCAGCCACCGGGAGGCAGCGAUCUCAGCCACACGCUCGGCAGACCGUUUUCCCAGCCACCGGGAGCAGCCUCAGCAGAUCGCUUUCCCCGCCACCGGAGCGGCCUCGGCAGACCGUUUUCUCCCAAGCCACGGAGCAGCCUUCAGCAAGAUCGCAUAUUCGCCCAGCCGACCGGAGGGGACUCAGGCAAUCGCUUCCCCAGCCACGGGAGCGGCCUCAGCAGAUCGUUUUCCCCAGCCACGGGAGCGGCCUCAGCAAGAUCGUUUCCCCAGCCCCCGGAGACGGCUCACGCAAGAAUCGGGCUUGACUAAUCCUUCAGUGGUGCUUCAGCUUCGUGUUCGGCAUUCGUGUUUCUCCAACCGGGAAUUUGCCUCGGCUCUCGAUAAACAGUGCAUACGUUGCAAGAACAAUAACGGAAGCUCACACCCUGUUGAGAGAAACGAGAUGAUCAUGCUCUGA
Tigriopus californicus is the source of this 1236-nucleotide messenger RNA. RefSeq lists its product as uncharacterized. Bases 1 to 1236 code for a protein of 411 amino acids. The record is from RefSeq and is a predicted model, not a curated record. The transcript is spliced from 2 exons. NCBI's taxonomy places the organism in Eukaryota, Metazoa, Arthropoda, Copepoda, Harpacticoida, Harpacticidae.